Molecule: messenger RNA, 1166 nt
Organism: Xenia sp. Carnegie-2017
Lineage: Eukaryota; Metazoa; Cnidaria; Anthozoa; Malacalcyonacea; Xeniidae
Product: zinc finger CW-type PWWP domain protein 1-like
Exons: 8
Coding region: 48-1040 (330 amino acids)
Cellular component (GO): nucleus
Molecular function (GO): zinc ion binding
Source: RefSeq, a predicted model, not a curated record
CAAGUUUUCUUUUAAAAAAAUAUCUUUAUUUUAAAUGAAAACGUGAAAUGAUUUGUGAGAAAGUCAAAAUAAAAAAGACAAGUGAUGCACAGACCCUCGACUUAAACGAGAGAAGUGAAGACGAGGAUAUGGAGCUAUAUCAAAAAAAUGAAGAGCCUCAAACAUUGGAGUUGCUUCAAGACAUUGAAGACUUCCCUACGAAUGACAGUACAGCGUUAGAAGAUUUCAGUCAACAAUACGACAUGGAAGACGAAACCCUACAGUGCGUUCCUCAAUUAAGCAUGGAAUCUCCUCUUCAAAAUGCUAAAACAAAACAACAACAGGCAAAAAGACCUCGAACGAAGAUUACCGCGCAGCGUAAAAGGAUGGAAAAAUCAUCUCACAAAAGCAACCUAAACAUCCAAACAGUUUUGCCCAAGAGAGUCCCAUUAGCGAAAAUAAUUUCUUUUCAGGAAGACGAUUUUCCUAAGGCAAGAAAGGAAGGAACUUGGAUACAAUGUUCAAGGAUCGACUGCUUAAAAUGGAGAAAGUUACCAAAUGAGACUGAACCCUUUUUGUUGCCAGAUCGCUGGGUCUGUGCAAUGAAUCCUGAUACAACACGAAAACAAUGUACUGCUUCUCAAGAAACCUGUGACAGUCAAGAUGACUUUGAUGUUGUUUAUACACCAUUCGUCCAAGGGUCUUUGGUUUGGGCUAAAGUACAAGGUUAUCCAUGGUGGCCAGGUAUAGUGGAAGACGAUCCAGACUACAAAUGCUGCUAUGAAACUGAUGAUAGCGAUGUUAACCCAAUAAGUUAUCAUGUCUCCUUUACGUUCGACAAAGAUGUGUCAAGAUCUUGGGUCAGUAAUUUUAAUGUUUGUAGUUUCCACGGUGUUGAAAACAUCAACAAGAUGAGUACAAAACAGAAAAGGUUUAACAAACCUUUAGAAAGAGCAUUGAUUAAGGCAAGAAAAGCGAUGGAUAUGUCUUUGGCGGAAAGACUUCGCCAGUACAGUUUUAAUUUGUUGUACAAAGGUUAUCAUGGUGAGAGAUUUAACUAACAAAUAAUGACAAGAUGUUUGAAAACAGUACAGAGCGUUGAAACCAUCUCUUCUAUGACUCUUGUAGAUGUCACUUAAAGUUCACAAAACGAAAAUAAUAUUGUUUUUUUCACAUUAGAUAACGCA